AUGCAGGUGCUCCACCAGCCAUUGCGUGUUGCAUGUGAUAUGGGUAGGCAUACCCUUGACCAUAUUCAUAAUGGUAUUUGUGGUUGUACCUCGACGUUUGUGGCACAUACACCUCCUAUGUGGGAUAUGCAUGCACUAGUUGAUUUGACUGUGAGCUCGAAUCCAUUGGUCCCAUGGACACGUGAUAUGGCGGCCAUUAGCAGAUUUGUUGGCUGUGAUUGUGUGGUCGGUGCGCGUUGGGGCGUCGUGGUGGUCGUCGUGGCCGGAUGUGCAGUUAUGGCGGGUGUCCGUCAUCGUAAACUAGCGAUGAAUUCUGUUGGGGAGCCGACUGGCGGUGUUGUCAGUGUUUGUGCUAGCGGUUAUCCUUCCAAUGUCGAUGGACCGCUCCCGUUGAGGGACUGCAUUUGUCGAACCAAGCUAGUGGUAUCACCUUCUUGCCACUGUGGUCCUUUGUCUGUCAUUUCCGACGCCUGGUGUUGCUGA
Molecule: messenger RNA, 483 nt
Organism: Lactuca saligna
Lineage: Eukaryota; Viridiplantae; Streptophyta; Magnoliopsida; Asterales; Asteraceae
Source: the annotation of a GenBank genome assembly